CACCUCGCAUUUAAGCUUCACCCACCACCACCCAUGCCACCAUGCUUGACCUUCUUCCACAUCUGUCUGUGAGCUGCCUCUGUGCAUCUCUGCCUCCGCAACAACCAUUCCAAACAGCUGGGCCAUGCUCUAUAUUAAAAGCGCUGCAUCUCGCGCCCUGCCGACGCAGUGAUGAAUCACGACGGCUUCCUGCAUUCCUCCCUCGCCAAGGACGACGACUGACGGAUCCAAUUCGCGAAGAGAGAAAACACGAGACAUCAGAGGACGCACGAAGCCGCAGCCAUAAGCCGCAGGAGCUACAAAAUCUCGAGUCCGAACCGACAUGCCCUCGACUGCUGUCCCUUCUCACCUCAAUUGUAUCGUCUUGCUGAGCAGGGCUCGUUGACCUCCUUCUCAUAGCCAGGAUGUAUCCGCCGCCCUCACCGCACGAUUCCGCCAUCUCCGUAGCCACAACUGGCUCUUCGAAACAAGCAUCAUCUUCUUCGAAGCAAUCCUCGUCUGGCUCAAAGCAAGCGUCGUCUACCCAAAAUGACCCGCCUACAAAGCAAAAAUCGACUUCUCCCCGCAACCCUCCUCCCACCUACGCAGACCUCACCCCCGCCGAACAAGCAGCCGCAGACCUCGAGGUCACCGCCGCGGCCCAACAAGCGCAAGACGAAAUCGAAAUCGACUUCUCCGACUCCGUAACAGACCCGGGCUACGAAACCGACACGAUUGGCUCCGCUAGCUCCUCCCUCGCCUCCAGUGUUCGCAACUACAUGUUCGAGAAUGGACGACGAUACCACAGAUUCAGGGAAGGAGCAUAUAAUUUCCCCAACGAUGAGACGGAGCAGGAUCGGGAGGAUAUGAAGCAUGCAAUGGUUGUUAAUCUUUGUGGUGGACGAUUGCAUUUUGCGCCUAUUGGGGAGAAUCCACAGAAUAUUUUGGAUAUGGGGACUGGGACAGGAAUUUGGGCUAUUGAGAUGGGAGAUUUAUAUCCAGGAGCGAGUAUCUUGGGGAUGGAUCUAAGUCCGAUACAACCACAAUGGGUCCCCCCAAGCGUUAAGUUUAUGGUCGAUGAUGUGGAAUCCCCGUGGCUGCGGCCACUGAAUCACUUCGACUAUAUACACGCACGACAUACGGUUAUGGCAAUCAGGAACUGGCCCCAGCUGAUGAGGAGGGUCUAUGAUCACCUCAAACCUGGCGGCUGGUUCGAGCUCCAAGAAAUCCACCACCGGCCCCAAUGCCACGACGGCAGCAUGCCCCCCGACCACCCUGUAGCCCAAUACUGGGACCUCGUAACCUCCGGCCUCGCGGCACUAGGCGUGGAUUUCAAUGCCGCAUUAUCACUUGCAGACAUGAUGCGCAACGCCGGCUUUAUAAACGUCGAAACACGGAUAUUCCACGUCCCAAUUGGGAUCUGGCCAAAGAAUAAGGUGCUGAAGAUGGUGGGGUUGUAUUGGAGGACGAUACUGGUUGACGGGUUGAGUCCAAUUGCGUUGGGGCCGUAUACGAGGGGUUUGCGCUGGACGAAGGAGCAGGUUGAUGUGUGGCUUGUUCACGUGAGGCAGGCGUAUAUGGAGGGAUGGGUGCAUGCGCAUAUGCCUCUUUUUGUGAUUUGUGGGCAGAAGCCUGGGGUGGGUGUUGCGACUUGUCCCCCUUGAACUGGACCUGCUUUCCCGAGAGGCAGAGGAGAGUACGGAACAGGGAAUGGGAUAUCCGAGACGACGAUAUGAGAGCAUGCUGGAUGAUCUACCUCCUGCAUUUCAAGCAAGCGUUCUGGUGGGAUCACUUGGGCAUCUUGAGCGAGGUGGUGCUUAUGAUUGAUGAUAUUCAAGUUGAGAUGUGUAGGGUAGACCAUGAUCUGUAAAGAAAGUCUUGAACUUCAUAUCCCAUCCCCUAUUCUAAAGAUAUUUGAACUUUUCUUCUCCUUCAGAUCUUAACCUUCAUUGAUAUCACCCUCCCCCGACAAUCUAGGCCUCACAUCACGAAGGGCCUUUCCCGCGUUCGAUUCUACAAACCGUCUCCCCGUCAUCAACGCUUGUCUCCCACCCCUCCUCCACAAACUACAAAUUGCUUUUCCCCACCAACCUUUCCCAUCCACCACACCCGUCUCUCCAAUCAACCAACAC
Hyaloscypha bicolor E is the source of this 2111-nucleotide messenger RNA. Its product is annotated as S-adenosyl-L-methionine-dependent methyltransferase. Gene Ontology annotation, molecular function: methyltransferase activity. Lineage: Eukaryota; Fungi; Ascomycota; Leotiomycetes; Helotiales; Hyaloscyphaceae. The transcript is spliced from 3 exons. The record is from RefSeq and is a predicted model, not a curated record. Bases 405 to 1643 code for a protein of 412 amino acids.